Messenger RNA from Pogonomyrmex barbatus (red harvester ant), 1736 nucleotides. RefSeq names its product somatomedin-B and thrombospondin type-1 domain-containing protein. Lineage: Eukaryota; Metazoa; Arthropoda; Insecta; Hymenoptera; Formicidae. The record is from RefSeq and is a predicted model, not a curated record.
CGGGACGGCGAAGGCGCAACAUAGCGCGCGCCUCGUUACGUUCUUCUCGCGUUCUCGCGGGGUUGGAAACUCGGCUCAGUUGGAUCGCGACACCCUCCGCCGAAGGGUCGGGUGCGACAGGGUCGCUCGUUUGUGGUGAUCCGCGAAAAUCCGACCGAUGCGCGUCGCAGAGUGGCUCUCUUCAUGGACAUCCCCACUUUUAUCCUCCUCGAGAAUAAAUGCAACGCGAUAAUCGAUGACGACAACGAUUGUCACGAAACAAUUUUAAUUAAUUGUAGAGAAACAUAUUGUAAACGAGAUAUCAAGGGUUAUUCGAUCGAGGAACGAGACAAUUAUCUUUCAUUUUUGUCGAAAGAUCCGUGACCCGUGAAAAAGAAAAAAAUGUUUUGACUAUGCGAAUUUAUAUGUAAAGUGCGCUCUCGCAGAGUCGCGCGAUUUAAUGAUCGGUAAAUGUCCACACCGGGAGCGUGAUAAACCACGAAUUGAUUUCGAGCAUGAACUCCAUUGAAACCGUGAAGCUAUUCUCUUCGAGGGACUAGAGGCUGGGACUAGAUUCUCCUGGUAGGCAAAAGGCAACAAACAGAUCGAUAUGCCGAUGAUCAAUCACGCGCGCGACGAGUCACUGUAAAGAGAACUCGAAAUCGUCAUCGAGGCACGUGGUGUUUCGCGAUCAUCGGCUGGACGAAACGAGAACCAAGGUCGUCGUGGUGGCCGGUGGCGGUGAGAGCAAGGUCGUCAGGGUCGCGGAAUCGCGAGGAGGAUGUGGAGGAAGGACGCGACCAGGCUGGCCAGGCUGAUCGUCAUCGCCACGCUGAUCUCCCUGACCGUCGACGGGACCGCCGCCGGAAGUUGCAGCUCGGCGAAGCUUUGCUGCCAGGGCAGAGACUCGGGCUGCGUCAUUCAGAAGGAGUCGCCGAACGCGAUCAUCGAGAGCCCGCGCGACAAACCGUGCUACUGCGACCACGCGUGUCUCAAACUCGCCGAUUGCUGCGACGACUUCAAGGAGACCUGCGGUGGUACGUGCGAUCUUGCACGCCGACCUUGCACGAAAAGCCCUGAAGAGCGGGUUAUCUUCGAUUGUAUCUACCGCGACGUGAAAUUCUUGACGUCUGUCUACCGUUGCUCGGUCCUAGGCGAUUACGUUUCAUUUGCCGCAGGUGUGACGCUUCUUGCGCUUUUUCCGGGCGACGGCAACAGUACGGAUGUAAGGAUCAAGGAUAGGACCGUCGAUAAAAGAGGCAGCUGCAUCGCUUUCACCGUUGUGCGGGUCUCGCGGGGUUGCAGCAAAAUUUCGGAUCUGCUCUCCGAAGGUUCGCGAAUCUGCGUGGAGCGUCCCAGUAACGACAGCUUGGACAAGUACGUGGGGAUCGGUAGAUGGAAGCUGUCGCCUGACAUCGCCGGUAGCAGCAAUCGGCGCAGUCGCUCGACGAAUUCGACCUGCCACGGAAAAUGGAUCGGCGAUUCGCGGCUGCUGGUGGAUUGUCACGAUCCGCGAUGCUCCCAAUCGAGCCGAAUGCCGCCGUACACCUCGCAAUUGUUCCGAGAUCGACGUCGCAGGGGCGCGAGCAGCAACGGUGGCGUCAGCAGUACGGAUAAAGUCGUGAGAAGACGAAGGAGAGGCAGACGACGGAAGAGAAGCAGAAGAAGAAGGCGCGCCGUCGCUGUCAUGGAACGGUGAACGUCCCCCGGGGCUCUGUCACAGCUCCCGCGAGUGUCAUCCAUGUUUAGAACUCCCC